AUUUUUUGUCCGUCCGACAAGCUUUUUCAAGUGGGGAUAACUAGAUGUAGUUAGGCACAAGCAUCCGAGGAUGCUCUUCCCAGCUUCCAGUCCAGAUCGGACCAUUUAAAGGGUACAAAAAUAAGAAGUUGAACAUAAAAAACUAUUUCAGAAAUGCCCACAUCAAAUUUCCAAUCUUUCGAGCAUGCAACUAGAGAAAAUGCGAGGAAAUUCGAUCUGGCAACCUGCAGCGGAGAAAAACCCCCCACGCAACGCGCCAGACAAUAACCCUCAACCCUUCAUCAACUGGGGCACACUCAUUGCGGGUUAUCAGAGGGCGGUAGGAUAGAUAAACACGAAAAUAGACCCAUUCAACCAUUUACGUACGCGUGGAAAAAGAAAAUGUACGAGGAAAACCAAUCGAAAGGAUGUUCUAGGUCCAGUUAGAUCCUGCCAUUCGCACAAGCUGGUAAUUUGUCGACAGAAAUGCAUGUUGUUCGAAAGUGGAAACGAGAGAAUGAUAGAAAAUCGCUCAUUUUGAGGAUGGACUGUAGUAAGGAAACUGCAAUAUUUUCCUCGAGAAGCAACUAUACGUACUAGUCACACAUCCACAAGAGCCUAUACAGGAACCAGCAUGGUUUCUUACACGAACAAACCCAACAAAAUAAUCACGAACACAUUACGCUUCUAACAAACUGCACAAUAAUUUCUUAUACACACAUUUUUGGUAGCGUGUAAGUUGCGGUUACAAAAGUUCGAGGCCUAAAGCAGGACGUCGAAAUUUCUCGAAAAAAUUGGCAACAAAAGCUUCAAGCUGAAGCGAAGCCACGAUUACGACCUCCUGAUAGUCGACUGCGACCCCUUCAUGGAGGCAACAGAGGAGGACGAUGAUGGCAGGUGGAACUGCAGCGUGCACCCCAGCGUUUUCUUUCUAUUGGGUACCCUAUUGCUGACCACUUGCGCCACUGCUAUGUUAUGCGGUGCAAUAAUGACAGAUCACUUGGAGGAAGUGACAUGGGACAGGUACGCCCUAGAAGAACUAUCGAAUUCAACAGUAAGGAUUCAAUGGUAUCUAGAUGGCAAAGUGGCAAAGAUAACCACCAAUGAUGGCAAAAAUAAGGUCAUAGCCUUCCUCGUACCAAUGCACGGUGGCAUAUGGACUCUGUGUGUUAGUCUAACGAGUGAAGAGAUUGAGCUGCUUGGGGAGAUUGGCUUCCCUCCGGUGAUCCAAUGUGUGAACUAUCUGUCUGGGGGUCUUGACGGCAUGAGAGGUUAUGAGCCCAGGGCAGAUUGGCAGCACAGGAUGCAAAACCUUUCCAUAUCUUGUGCCCUGGUGUGCCUGAUUGUACUUGGAAGUGCAGCCUUGGUGGGAGCAUUUGGAGUUUUUCAGCACCAAAUCAGCGCUGUUUUGGUCACCGGUUUCAUGUAUCUACUGGCAGCAUCUUUUGCCCUUUUCUCCCUAACGAUAAUUCAUUUCAAAAGACUUCAAAAUAAACCUAGACUGGACGAAUCUGAGACCAUGGUAGAUGGUGUCGUCAGUCCCAUUGGAGGUAAAGGGGUCUCCGAUCUCCUGGGAGCAAGAAUAUUCACAACCUCUUGGUCUUUGGACCUCGGUUGGGGAGGUGUGGUUUUAUGUGUGAUGACUUCGAUACUGUGGAUACUUCUAUCGAAAAUAAUGAGAUUCAAUCCGAUAACAAGCAUGAUCAAUUGAGAAUCACUCCCUCUUUACUUAGCAGAUCAGUCGUUCUUCUAGUCAGUUCGUUUAAAACAAUAUUUCAUGAAAAGCAUUCUUAAAUCUGGACUAUAGGGUGAUUGAGAUGUAGCUCGCUUGUAAAAUUGCAAUUAUUUCCUCAAAUUCUUCAUGACAGAAGUGUUGAGCAAGGUCUAAAGGCUAGUUUAUUCAACAAUUUCAAGGAAUCUUUGUAGUGACAGUUUUGGUACUGAUAGGGAUUCCUUGUUGGUUGAAUUCAACAUGAUAUGAGGACCUUACAUGUAAAAUAUUCAUCAUUUCAUAGAUGCUUUGUGCCUGUGAAUUCGACUUCAACUUUUGGAGUUUGUAAUUUUCCCGUCCAUAUAUGAUUUUAAAUUUUGAGCCUCAGCCGUUAGAGGUGUUAGUGCAAAAAUUUCGGAUGUAGAAAAAAAAAUUCGAAUUGAAAAAUAUAUGUGUGAAGCCUGCAAAGCUUUAAAGUAAAAUAUCCAUGUAAUUAUUCAAAAAACUAUCUAUAAAGCUGGAAAAUCAAGAACCUCCCUGGAAAAAAUUUAAUUAGGCGCUUAUUUUUGUACGAGUAUUUUCUGAUAAUGAUCUUGUUAUUUGAAGGAUGUUAUGAACUGAUAUUUAAACGAAGGAUUUGUUCCUGGAAGUCUAACUUGAAGAAAAGAAUGCGGGAGCAAUAAAAACUUAAGAUAGGUUAGGUUAGCCGUAUAUCUUGCAACAAAAAAACACCUUACGAUGCUUGCCUUAAAACUUAUAUUUGUAAAAUUUAUUUUGUACGAAUAUUCGGAUUUGCGAUGUAUAUUCUUUAAUUCCUUUUAGUGUUCUGUAAAUUAUUUCAGAAUAAAAUUAAAUCAGCUAAUGUUUCA
Coccinella septempunctata (seven-spotted ladybird) is the source of this 2559-nucleotide messenger RNA. RefSeq lists its product as uncharacterized. The coding region runs from base 845 to 1690 and encodes 281 amino acids. The record is from RefSeq and is a predicted model, not a curated record. Lineage: Eukaryota; Metazoa; Arthropoda; Insecta; Coleoptera; Coccinellidae. The transcript has 6 exons.